GACCUCAAACCCGACAAUAUAUUGAUUGCACUAAAAGUCAAGAACCGGAGGUUUAUAAAGUUAGGUGACUUUGGGUUGGCAACAUUGAACUCCAGUUCCUUGGGAUGUCAUGCCACAGGAGUGGGAACUCUUAGAUACAUGGCACCAGAAUUCUCCGAAAUUGAGUAUUUAUUCGGGAUAUAAAAUAUACGACAAAUUCAUUAAAUUGGAUCAAAUCAUAGACUCGAUGUGUGUUCCCAUUCAUAGCACUAGACCCGAGUGUUCACAAGUAAUAUCGGAAUAUAACUUAUGGUCUAUUGAUAGGAAUUGUCUCCAAAAUGAUCCCACAUUUGAAUCCACACUAAACCUCAUUCAACAAAAUGAUUACAAGUUUUUCGAACAAUAUUUGGAAGAAAA
Molecule: messenger RNA, 396 nt
Organism: Oppiella nova
Lineage: Eukaryota; Metazoa; Arthropoda; Arachnida; Sarcoptiformes; Oppiidae
Source: the annotation of a GenBank genome assembly